UACAGCUGUGCAUGUGUUGCCACAUGCCGUGUGACACAUCAUUUCCUGCGUCAAAAAGCAGAUCAGGCCCUUUGCGCAAACCAGAGUAGGGUAUAGGUGAAGGGGGGUCAUGCUUUCACUUUCACUUUAAAACUCCAUUGAUUAACUCGAGAGGCUGCAUUCGGUUAAACGAUUAAAAAAGAAAGAAAGGAAGAGAAAGGCGCCCCAAGUAACAUCGCAGAAGAAAGACGACAGACACCCUCGAGCUCGUCGCCAUGGCGUUUAAGUACCCGGUAGCCCGAAGAGACGACAGUAAGGUGGAUGAUUACCAUGGAACUAAAAUCAGUGAUCCCUAUGCAUGGCUGGAAGACCCUGAUGGUGCAGAAACAAUGGCCUUUGUUGAAGAGCAGAAUAAACUCACUAUGCCAUACCUGGAGCAGUGCGCCAUCCGGGCACAGUACCAUCAGCGGCUGACUGAGGUCUAUAAUUAUCCCAAGUACAGUUGCCCUUACAAAAGGGGGAAGAGAUAUUUCUACUUUCACAACAAAGGGCUUCAGAACCAGGAUGUGCUGUAUAUGCAGGACUCUCUUGAUGCACCUGCAACUGUAUUCUUUGAUCCUAAUAAGCUUUCUGAAGAUGGAACUGUGGCACUGAAAAUGGGGCGACUGUCAGAAGAGUGUGAAUUUUUUGCUUAUGGUUUGAGUAGCAGUGGCUCAGACUGGGUAACGGUGCAUUUCAUGAAGGCCGAUGACCUCAGCCCACUGCCUGACGUUCUAGAAAGGGUUAAAUUCAGCUGCUUGGCCUGGACUCAUGAUGCAAAGGGCAUCUUUUAUAACUGUUACCCACGCCAGGAAGGAAAAACUGAUGGCACUGAGACCACUAGCAACAUGAAUCAGAAGCUCUACUACCAUGUUAUUGGCACCAACCAGUCAGAAGACAUUCUGGUAGCAGAGUUCCCUGACCAUCCCAAGUGGCACAGUGCAGUGACCAUAUCAGAUGACGGCAGAUAUGCUGUUUUGUCGAUCACUGAAGGCUGUGAGCCUGUCAACCAGCUGUGGUACUGCGACCUAAAGCAGCUCCCCGAUGGCAUAAAAGGUCUGCUGCCGUGGGUCAAACUUGUGGACAACUUUGAGGCUCAGUACUCUUAUGUUACCAAUGAGGGAACUGUGUUUACUUUCCGCUCCAACUUGGAUGCGCCUCGAUACUGUCUCAUCAACAUAGACAUCGAGAAACCAGACAGACAGCACUGGACUACCCUCAUACCACAGCAUGAUAAAGAUGUCCUGGGCUUUGUGUCUUGUGUGAACCAGCACCAUCUGUUGGUCAACUAUGUCCAUGAUGUGAAGGAUAUCCUGCAAGUAUACGAGUUGUCUACAGGCCGGCUUGUCAGAGACCUGCCACUGGAUGUGGGCACUGUGGCCGGAGUGAGCUGCAAGAAGAAACACUCUGAGUUCUUCUACAAGUUUACCUCCUUUACUACACCAGGUAUCAUUUACCACUGUGACCUGAGUGAGCCAAACCCAGAACCCAAAGUCUUCAGAGAGGUGGAGGUAAAGGGUAUCAAAAAUGAAGACAUUGAGACCAGACAGGUGUUCUAUCCAAGUAAAGAUGGAACCAAGAUCCCUAUGUUCUUAGUACAUGCUAAGGCCAUUCAGAAAGAUGAGAGUAAUCCUGUUUUACUUUAUGGAUAUGGAGGCUUUGAGAACUCCAUACAACCAUACUUUAAUGUUGCCUCUCUGCUCUUUGUGAAACACCUCGGAGGCGUGCUAGCAGUGGCUAACAUCAGAGGGGGUGGCGAGUAUGGCCUCACCUGGCACAAAGCUGGCAGUUUGGCGAACAAGCAGAACUGCUUUGAUGACUUCCAGUGUGCAGCACAGUACCUGAUCCAGGAGAAGUACACUAAAGCAAGCCUCAUUGCUAUCAAUGGAGCCUCUAAUGGAGGGCUGCUAGUGGCGGCAUGCAUGAUUCAACGUCCAGACCUGUUUGGCUGUGUUGUAGCUGAAGUGGGCGUUAUGGAUAUGCUGAAAUUCCACAAAUUCACCAUCGGCCACGCUUGGACAACUGAUUACGGCUGUUCUGACGAUCCGGAGCAGUUCAAGUGGCUCAUCAAGUAUUCUCCUCUCCAUAAUUUGCCGCACCUACCUUACUCAGGCCCUCCUUACCCUGCUGUCCUGCUUCUGACAGCAGAUCAUGACGACCGUGUGGUACCUUUGCACACACUGAAGUUCUGUGCUACCUUGCAGUAUGGGGUUGGCAGCAGCUCUGUGCAGCGUCAGCCUCUGAUGGUCAGGGUGGACACCCGUAGUGGGCACGGUGCAGGGAAACCUACUGCCAAGGCCAUCUUGGAGGACACGCACAUCAUGUCCUUUAUCGCCGAGACACUAGGCCUUAAAUGGAGGGAAUGAUGAGAACAUGACAGUAAAAGGGAAGUAAAACAUAUAUUCAGCAGUCGAGGCUUUUCUUAGGGAUGAAUCAUUUCUACUUUUAUACUUUGGUAUGCAUACUCUCGAAUAAAAAUAAGAAUGCAUCUGUUUAAACAAAGUCCUGCUACAACUAAAGCAAUGAAUUAGAGAAGUGUAAGAAAUAAAUUUUAGAAAUUAAGUCCACAGACUUUUUUAAACAUACACUGUAACUUUGUGAAUGACUUGAAUUGGAUGGAAGCAUUUUCAAUAAAACCUUUACUGCAUUAUAA
Maylandia zebra (zebra mbuna) is the source of this 2671-nucleotide messenger RNA. RefSeq names its product prolyl endopeptidase. NCBI's taxonomy places the organism in Eukaryota, Metazoa, Chordata, Actinopteri, Cichliformes, Cichlidae. The record is from RefSeq and is a predicted model, not a curated record. Gene Ontology annotation, cellular component: cytosol. Gene Ontology annotation, biological process: proteolysis. Gene Ontology annotation, molecular function: serine-type endopeptidase activity; oligopeptidase activity.